Messenger RNA from Yamadazyma jaroonii, 828 nucleotides. The record is from the annotation of a GenBank genome assembly. Lineage: Eukaryota; Fungi; Ascomycota; Pichiomycetes; Serinales; Debaryomycetaceae.
AUGUCUGAUUUAUCAUCACAGUUAUCAGCAUUCAAAAAUAAGAUCAAGACGGGACCAUCCGUCUCUAUGCCUCGUAGGCCUAUCAGUUCUCCUUUGAAAAGAAAUUAUGAAGAAUUCAAAAAGAGUGAUACUCCUAAAGAGAAGAUAACUGUUAAUGAUGCUAUCAAGAUUCAUAAAGAGAAUUUAUCAAAACUUCCUGGAUCCCAUUUAGCAACCCAGUUACAUUUGGCUGUAGAAUUCAUCAAGAAUCAAGCUAAACCCGUUUCUAUCAGUGAUUUGUCAACUUAUUUAUCAUCUUCUGAGAUUACAAAUACUUUGAUCCCCUUAUUACAAGAAAUCGACAGAAUCAAAUAUUCACCUGAUAAGAAGACCUUUGAAUAUGCCUCCUUGCAUGAUAUCAAGUCUAAUGAAUCAUUGAUCAGUUUCUUAAAAAAUCAAAAAACUUUCAAAGGUAUUAGUGUCAAAGAAUUAAAAGACGGUUGGCCCCAAUACUUAAAAGCUAUAAACGAAUUAGAACAGGAAAAUAAAAUCUUGGUAUUAAGAACCAAAAAGGAAAAUACCCCAAGAUUAUUGUGGUUCAAUUUUGGUGGUAACUUGAAUUUAAUAGAUGACGAAUUUUCGUCAAUGUGGUCCACAAUAAAAAUUCCAAACCAAGAAGAUUUAUAUAAGUCAUUAAUCGACCAAGGUUUAAAACCAACAGGUGCUGAUCCAAACAUCAUUAAAAGAAGACCAAAAGGUGAGGAGAAAAAACAGAAGAAAACCAGAAGAGGUAAGAUUACAAACACACAUAUGAAGGGUAUUUUGAAAGAUUACUCUUCAAUGAUUUAA